AUUGUACUUUUGGAAAUAACUGAAUGCAAUUGGAAUUUCAUCCUGACUCUCAGGCACGAGCGUACAGCGAGUGUAUAGUCUACUGCGCAAGACAGAGGAGGGGGGUGAAGCAUAACGAGAUAAAAAAUGGUCGCUGCUGAACAGAAAUCCUUCACAGUUUAACAGUUCCUGUAACAAGGAUCCGGUGUUUCGACCCGACUGCAGCAGUCGCUCAUCAUUAUACAGACUAUGCGGUAAACUGUGAGUGUGAGUGGAGCUCAGGAGCAGCGUCUGGAUGGGAAUGUCACCGGAAUCCGUAAGCUGUUCAUGGAAUUACGCAUCGCCGCAUAGAAUCAGUUCAACUGAUACAGGGAUUAAUAUUACACAAAGGCAUGUUGUGCAAACUGUAGUGAACACAGGAUUAAAGCGCGUGUGAUCGGAGCAGAGGAGCUGUGCUGUGUGUGUGUGUGUGUGUGAGAGAGAGAGUUAUCGCACUUCUAAAGAACACGAACACAGGUGCAUCAGUCAAUUGCCCGCCGUUUUGCCCAUCCUUGACGACCAGAGUGUGCCAGCUGGGAUUAGUGCCAUCGAAAUCACCCCGGUUCGUAUUAACACUCGGGACAACUCGGUGUUUCACAUGGGAGAGGAGAGGGUUCGGCUGCGUUUCGGUUGGACCCGGACUCGCUGUCAGGGUGACUGCGGAUCAGAAGCUGAGCGGAAGAAACGAUGGGUUGAACUGUUCGACCAGCUCGAUGUGAAUAAAGACGGGAGGAUAGACAUCAAUGAACUUCGCAGUGGCCUCGCGGCGUGGGGGGUCAUCCGCAGUGACGUGGACGAGAUAGUGCGUGUGAGUGAUACCAAUCAUGAUGGACAGUUGGACUUUGAGGAAUUUGCCCAGUAUUUACGCAUUCAUGAGAAAGAGCUCAGACUCAUAUUUCGUAGUCUGGACAACAACAAUGAUGGUCGAAUAGAUGUAGGGGAAAUCCAGCAGUCUUUGCAAAGUCUGGGUGUUAAAGUGUCGAUUGAGCAGGCCUCCCGGAUACUGCAAAGUAUGGACAGAGAUGGCACAAUGACUAUCAACUGGAACGAAUGGCGAGAUCAUUUCCUUUUCAAUCCAUUACACAACAUGGAGGAAAUUGCCCAUUUUUGGAAGCACUCUUUGAUGGUUGAUAUUGGAGAACACCUGACAGUGCCAGAUGAAUUUUCUGAUCGGGAACGGAGGGCAGGAGUGGUCUGGAGGCAGUUAGUUGCAGGAGCGAUUGCAGGUGCCGUAUCAAGAACUGGAACCGCUCCACUAGACAGACUUAAAGUUUUCUUACAGGUUCAUGGAUCAUCAGGUGGUAGCUUGUGGUGUGGACUGCAGCGAAUGGUGCAAGAGGGGGGUAUCAUGUCCCUGUGGAGGGGAAAUGGCAUAAAUGUUGUCAAAAUUGCUCCUGAGUCUGCAAUCAAAUUUAUGGCAUAUGAACAAAUAAAAUGGCUAAUUCGAGGCACCAAGGAUGGGGGUGCACUCAGGGUUCAGGAGAGGUUUGUUGCUGGCUCUUUGGCUGGAGCCACUGCUCAGACUAUCAUCUACCCCAUGGAGGUGUUGAAGACGCGUCUUACUCUACGGAAGACAGGGCAGUACUCUGGGAUAGUAGACUGCGCCAAGCAUAUUUUGCAUAAGGAAGGAGUGCGUGCCUUUUAUAGGGGCUACAUACCUAAUACAAUUGGCAUUAUUCCUUAUGCUGGAAUUGAUUUGGCAGUUUAUGAGACUCUCAAAAAUGCGUGGCUACAGCAAUACUGUAUGGGUUCAGCUGAUCCUGGUGUUUUGGUUUUGCUUGGCUGUGGUACUGUGUCAAGCACCUGUGGCCAGCUAGCCAGUUACCCGUUGGCCCUUAUCCGUACUCGCAUGCAGGCCCAGGCUUACACAGAGGGUGCUCCAAAGCUAUCCAUGGUAGCCCAGUUCAAGGACAUAUUGACCCAAGAGGGUGUCCCAGGCCUGUACCGUGGCAUUGCCCCUAAUUUCCUUAAAGUCAUUCCUGCUGUUAGUAUCUCCUAUGUGGUCUAUGAGCACAUGAAGAAAGUGCUGGGAGUGGAUACAUAGAAACUACAUCAACUGAAUGAAAGUGGGUAUGCCUAAGAAGACUCAUAUGAAGUAGAAAUUCGAAGAAAAAGAGAAGAGAAACAGAAAAGAGAAAGAGAGGGGCCUUGGUGAUGAAGCAGAGGAAUAAUACUUAAAACCCUUUGUCCAUUAUAUAUAAUCUACAUCUAUAUUAAUUUUCAUUAUAACAGAUUGAAAGGAUGGCAGUUCAUUUUAAAUGGUCUGUGCUGUCUUACAAACAUUCCUUAUUACAUUUUAUUGUAAAAACUCAUUAUCGCAGCUGCACUUUAAAUGCUUGUUUAACAAAUGCAGAUAACUAUUUUAAUGAAUAAAACAAAAAAUUAAUGUAUAUUUGAUUUUUUUUAAUUUGCAGUGAUUGCCCUAUACGUUUAUAUCACUUUGUGUGUUGAUGAAUAGUCCAAAAAAAGAUCUCAGCACAUUUUCUAACUGCAUGGUCUGAUUUUUAUUUCUUUCUACAUUGUAAAACAUCCAUACUGAAGGCCUCCAAAAUCUGCUCUGUAAAGCCUUCAUGGCUCUAAUGCAGUGAUGGUAAUUGCUGUUUUUAGAGGCUGGUAACUGCAAAUGAACUUUUUUAGUUUUGGUCUUGCCACCAGUUUCAUCAUGGUGCUUGAUGGGUUUUGCAAAUGCACUUGACAAUACUGUUUUUGAAAGAACUAUUCCACAACCGCUGACCUUCAUGUCUUAAAAUAACAACAAUUGUUGUUGUUACUUAAUUACCUAUUUAUGCGUGAUUUCAUAGUUUUGAAAAAAUUUCAAACAUUGUUCAAGAAUGUGGAAAAUAAAUCCAAACUUGUUUCUAAGCUUUUGACUAGUACCAAUUUUUAUUAAUUUCAAGUUUUAAAAUGUUGUGUGUGCCCUGCGACGGAUUGGCGCUCUGUCCAGGGUGUACCCCGCCUCGUGCUAUAAGUCUCCUGGGAUAGGCUCCAGGCCCCUCACGACCCUGAAUACAGGAUUAAGCGGUAAUGACGAUGAGUGAGUGAGUAAAAUGUUAAUAUUCUUUUAUAAAUAAUUCCUAUUAUGUUUUAUUAUUUUAAAGCUUCUUAUUUGUUUGCUAGAAUGUAAUAGAUUAUUAUAAUGUAAUAAAUUGAGUAUAUUGAAUUUUCCACAAGGGUUGCCACUUAUAAACAGCACUGGAAAUAGCAUAAUUUCUUGAGGAUUACAAUCACUCAGUUCUUUAGAAAUAAUGGAUGAAACACUAUGUGCAUUUAGUCCAUCUUUCUCAAUUCUUCGGGCAAGACGGAAAUGCCAUGUGUGGUCAUAGGCAUACAUAUUUUAUUGGUAAAUGAAUAAAAACUCUUUAAGUUGACCUCUCUGGCAGUUUUCGACGAAAUAAUGUUUAUUCUGCCUAAUCCCUGCUUUCAGCCAGUAUUAUGUUUGUUUAAAGAUGAUAAACAUUAUAUUGUAUUAUAUGUAUAUUGUAACAGAGACUUUAUCAUAGAAGAGUGGA
Molecule: messenger RNA, 3527 nt
Organism: Clarias gariepinus (North African catfish)
Lineage: Eukaryota; Metazoa; Chordata; Actinopteri; Siluriformes; Clariidae
Gene: slc25a23b
Product: solute carrier family 25 member 23b
Exons: 10
Coding region: 617-2062 (481 amino acids)
Biological process (GO): transmembrane transport
Molecular function (GO): ATP transmembrane transporter activity; calcium ion binding
Source: RefSeq, a predicted model, not a curated record